AUGGGUGAAGUAGAGGUGGAGCUCUACUGGAAUCAUGCGCCCAAGACCUGUAUGAACUUCUUUGAGCUGGCCAAGCGGAGCUACUACGACAAUACUCUCUUCCAUCGGAUCGUGACAAAUUUUGUGAUCCAGGGAGGAGAUCCCACUGGGACCGGACGCGGGGGUGAGUCUAUCUACGGACCAACCUUUGAAGAUGAGAUUCAUCCAGGUCUGAAGCACACCGGAGCCGGCAUCUUGUCCAUGGCGAACUCCGGGCCCGAUAGCAACGGCUCCCAGUUCUUUAUCACGCUCUCGCCUCAGCCCUCGCUGGACGGCAAGCAUGCCAUUUUUGGCCGGGUAAAGCGCGGCAUGAAGGUGGUGCAGAAAAUCGGAUCGGUGGCUACAAACGCACAGGACAAACCGAUCCAGGACCUGAAGGUGCUGAGGGUCCAGUGCCUCAGUGCAUCUCAGUGCAUCUCAGUGCUUCAGAGCUUUGCUUGCUUCAGCUUCUGGAUUUGCCCUUCAGACUGA
Molecule: messenger RNA, 510 nt
Organism: Symbiodinium pilosum
Lineage: Eukaryota; Dinophyceae; Suessiales; Symbiodiniaceae
Source: the annotation of a GenBank genome assembly